CCGCCGCCGCCUCGGGGGACCCGGCCCGGCGGGACCUGCCCCCUCGUGUCCCCUCACCGCGCCCGCCCCUUCCCGGGGCCUGCCCCGCUCCCCGCCGCUGCCGAGGCGGCCGUUCCCCCCUCCCCCGGGGCGGGCGGUGCGUGGCCGGGGCCGCCGUGUCAGGGACGGGAGGGAAGGGGGGGGCCGAGCCUCCUCCCGGGGAAACGGCCCCUUCCCCGGCAGCCGGGGAGGCGUCCCCGAGGGGCGCCGGCCGCCCUGCCCUCGGGGUCCCGAAAUAGCGGACCAGGCCCUGGCGGGUUCGCACCAGCGACGGCCGCUGCUGGGAACGGGGCCCGCCGUGGCCAGGCCGCCCCUCGCCCGCGCUUUGUUCCCCCUCUGUCGUCCCCGGGAGCUUCGGAGAGUGUUUGGGGGGUGGGGGUGGGGGCAAGAAACCCCCAAUAAUCUGUUCACCUGAGCGUUGUGGCAGUGGUGCGUGUCGGGCUUUGAGCGGGACCCCCGGGUGCGCGCAUAGGAAGAGCGCUUCUGUUUCCUCACCCGGGACGCGCAAAUGGAUGUGAUCUUCAUGGUGAGCUGGUGGGAGAACUGAGUUGUAAAUCACCCCAAUGGAUGCGGACAGUGAUGUUGCAUUGGACAUUUUAAUCACAAAUGUAGUGUGUGUUUUUAGAACAAGAUGUCAUUUAAACUUGAGAAAGAUCGCAUUAGAGGGAGCAAAUGUGAUAUACAAGCGUGAUGUUGGGAAAGUACUAAUGAAGCUUAGGAAACCUAGGAUUACAGCAACAAUUUGGUCCUCAGGAAAAGUUAUUUGCACAGGAGCCACAAGUGAAGAAGAAGCUAAAUUUGGUGCCAGACGAUUAGCUCGUAGUCUACAGAAACUAGGUUUUCAGGUAAUUUUCACAGAUUUUAAAGUUGUGAAUGUUUUAGCAGUGUGCAACAUGCCCUUUGAGAUCAGAUUGCCAGAAUUUACGAAGAAUAACAGACCUCAUGCGAGUUAUGAACCGGAACUUCAUCCUGCCGUGUGUUACAGAAUAAAAACUCUCAGAGCUACCUUACAGAUUUUUUCCACAGGCAGUAUCACAGUUACAGGGCCAAACGUAAAGGCUGUUGCCAGUGCUGUGGAACAGAUUUACCCAUUCGUGUUUGAAAGCAGGAAAUAAAUUUUAUAAUUCACCACUUGAUGGUUAGGUUCCCUAACCAAGCACCUUUAAAGACUGCUGCACAUUGGACUAAAAGCAAAAAGAAAAACUGGACCAACCGUAGUAGAGGAAUACAGACUCUCGUACUUGCUCAUGGCCACAGUAUAAACUCCAGUUCUUUUGGAUUUUACUCUUACAGUGCUGUAUUGUAAAAACGGAAGUUUACAAGAUAUGAAAUUGCUGCUUUUAAAAAGACAUUCUAUUUAUUUUUGCAGUAAUUUCUGUGUAUUCAUAAGCAAAGCUGUCACGAUGUGCACUACCUUUAAAACAUUUUUUUUUUUUAGUUUGAGCUUGUGUUUUAUUUGUGAAUAGUCUUUUACAUUUUUGUAUGCUGAAUAUUGGGCACCAAAGAAGCUGUAAAACUUAUCUUUUUCACCUUAUGAAUGUGCACAAAUAAAAGUUUGGAAAAUA
Phalacrocorax carbo (great cormorant) is the source of this 1604-nucleotide messenger RNA. The record is from RefSeq and is a predicted model, not a curated record. NCBI's taxonomy places the organism in Eukaryota, Metazoa, Chordata, Aves, Suliformes, Phalacrocoracidae.